Cyprinodon variegatus (sheepshead minnow) is the source of this 5530-nucleotide messenger RNA. RefSeq names its product neuronal cell adhesion molecule-like (gene nrcama). Gene Ontology annotation, biological process: brain development; cell-cell adhesion. Lineage: Eukaryota; Metazoa; Chordata; Actinopteri; Cyprinodontiformes; Cyprinodontidae. The record is from RefSeq and is a predicted model, not a curated record. The coding region runs from base 277 to 4194 and encodes 1305 amino acids. Gene Ontology annotation, molecular function: cell-cell adhesion mediator activity. The transcript is spliced from 33 exons.
CGGCUGAACUGAGGGGGGGGGGCGGACGCACCAACAGGGGCACGCUCCCUCCAAAGACAAGCGCACACACCUCAUCAUUCCCAGCAGCAUCAAGACACAUGCUGAAAGAAAAGGGAAAACUGCAGCCGGAUUGCAGAAACGGUCUGAUACAACAUUAGAAGAAAGUAACUGAGAUCUACUCCUAUUAGAGUCACUUCUUCUUGUUCACCAACUGAUUGCCCAUCCUCUGCUGUUAAACCUGGGGACCGCACAUCAUUGUGGCAGUGAUAUACAAACAUGGAUAAAAAACAAAAAUGGGCGCCAGGUCUGGAAGGUGUGUUAUUGAUACUGCUGAGUCACAUGGCUGCAGGACUUGAAGUGCCUCUUGAUCCUAAAGUACUGGAAGGAUUGCCUCAACCCCCCACCAUAACACUGCAGUCCCCAAAGGAUUACAUCUUUGAUCCCCGGGACAAAAUCGUCAUACAGUGCGAGGCCAAAGGGAAUCCUCAUCCCAGCUUUUCAUGGACGAGGAAUGGGACAAACUUCGAUGUGGAGACAGACUCCAAAGUCGUGAUGAAGCCUUAUUCAGGAACGCUAGAGAUUGACAUCAGUGGAGAAAAGGCCGAGGCUUAUGAAGGAACAUACCAGUGUACUGCUAGCAACGAGCACGGCAAAGCUCUAACAAACAACAUUGUCAUCAGGCAGUCCAGGUCCCCCUUGUGGUCAAAGGAAAAAAAUGAGGCGAUUCAGGUGCAGAAGGGGUCUCCCCUUGUACUUCACUGUCGACCCCCUGCAGGCCUGCCUCCUCCUGUCAUCUUCUGGAUGGAUCACAAUUUCCAGAGAGUGCCUCUGGAUAAUCGAGUCACCCAGGCCUUGAACGGAGACCUGUACUUUUCCAAUGUUCUUCCAGAAGACACCCGGAGCAAUUAUAUUUGCUACGCACGCUUUUACCACACACAAACCAUCCAGCAGAAAGAUCCCAUCUCUGUCACAGUACUCACCAACAACCCUAAAGGAGAGCGCCGCCCUGGUUUCAUGUGGCCUGUUGGUGAAAUGAGCACCAAGAUGGUUCUAAGAGGGGAAACACUAGAAUUGGAAUGCAUCGCUGAGGGAUUACCCACUCCAGAAGUUAUGUGGCAGAAGGAUGGAGGGAGGCUGCCGAGUGGCAGGACAAGCUUCCACGAAUUCAAAAAAACACUGACGAUCAUCGAUGUGAAUGAAGAUGAUGCCGGUGACUACCGCUGUACAGCCACUAACAAGCUGGGCUCUGUCCACCACAUAAUUAAAGUCACAGUUAAAGCUGCUCCUUUUUGGAUCAGUGCUCCAAGAAAUUUGAUUCUGGCUCCAAAUGAGACCGGCAUCUUAACCUGUCGGGUUAAUGGAAACCCUAAACCAAAAAUUAACUGGUUUGUCAACGGACGUUCAUUUAAAGACUUUUAUGAAGAUAAUGGUCCAAAGGUAGAGGAGGAUACCAUCAUUCUCAGCAAUGUACAGUCAGGGAGCAGUGCUGUCUUCCAGUGCAAUGCAUCUAAUGAGUUUGGUUAUUUAUUGGCUAAUGCUUUUGUCAGUGUUCUGGCUGAACCACCAAGAAUUCUCACUCCGGCCAACAAAGUGUAUCUAGUCAUCAUGAACAACCCGGCGUUGCUUCACUGCGCCUCGUUUGGCUCGCCAAUACCAGCUAUCACAUGGUUUAAAGACGGCCAGACCAACAUUAAAAACAGUGACCCAUAUGUGAUCCAUGAGAAUGGUACUCUGGAGAUAAACAUGGCUCAGCCGAUGCACAGUGGAAAGUACACCUGCACUGCCACCAAUAACCUGGGCUUCAAAGAAAAUCAUGUCUUUCUGGAAGUAAAAGAGCCGACUCGGAUCCUCACGCAGCCGAAGUACAGAGUGGUUCAGAGAGGAAUGAGCGCUCUGUUUGAGUGUAAAGUCAAACAUGAUAGCUCUCUUAUUAUCAACAUCAGUUGGCUAAAAGAUAAUGGAGAACUGCCAGACGAUCAGAGGUUUGAGGUGGACGAUGAGAGCCUGACCAUUAGAGAUGUGACAGAAGAAGAUGCAGGGACUUAUACCUGCAUCACAAACACCAUUCUGGAUCAGGACUCUGCAAGUGCGAUGCUGACUGUUGUCGAGGCAACUCCUACUCCAACAAUUGUUUUAGAGAAACCGGACCCUCCAACUGACCUGGAACUCACUGACCAGAUGGAGAGAAGUGUUCGACUCACCUGGAUCCCAGGAGAUGAAAACAACAGUCCAAUACAGAACUUUCUGAUUGAGUACAUGGAUAUGCUCCACCAGCCAGGUGUUUGGGUCAACCUUACAGAAGUUCCUGGUACCAGUACCACUGCCCAGCUGCAGCUCUCUCCAUACGUCUACUAUAUGUUCAGAGUGCGCGCUCAAAAUGAUGUAGGCUACAGCGACCCUAGUAUCCCCUCAGCUCAAUACAGAACCAACCCUUCAGCUCCAGAUGAAAAUCCAACAAAUGUGAAAGGAGUAGGAACAGAGCCUGGCAACUUGGUUAUCUCGUGGAAGCCUCUCACAGGAUUUCAGUCCAACGGGCCUGGACUGGAGUACAAGGUUAUGUGGAGGCAAAAGGACGUGGAAGAUGACUGGACCUCAAUGAAUGUUGGAAACAAUUCCCAACUGACUGUUACUCAAACUCCAACCUAUGUGCCCUAUGAAAUUAAAGUUCAGGCUUUUAAUGACUAUGGAAAUGGUCCUGAGCCUGCUGUGGUCACUGGCUUCUCUGGAGAAGACUUGCCGUUGUCUCCUCCUGAUGGUGUCAAGGUCACUGUUCCCAACAGCACACUGGCAGAAGUGCAGUGGGACCCAGUAUCGAAUCCCUCUAUUCGAGGGGAGCUAAAAGGAUACAGAGUGUACUACAGACGAGUGCGUGGCCAGCACGACUCGCAGGAGGAGGCCGAACAACAGGAGCAAGUUUUAACUUUCAGUGGGAACCGUACCGAGGCAAUGCUGCCAGACCUUCAGCCUUACAGCGUUUACAACGUAUUUGUCACGGUCGUUAAUAACAAAGGAGAAGGGCCUCCCAGCCCCAACAAGACUUUUGAAACCCCGGAAGGAGUACCAGGUCCACCUUCUUUUCUAAAUACGAUGGACCAUGGCUUGGAUACUCUCACACUAAAAUGGGGCCCCCCAUUGAGCAACAAUGGACACCUUACAGGAUACACCCUUAUAUACCAUCCAGUCAAUACCACAAAUGAACUGGGGCCAGCCAAGAAAAAGUUCUUUCCAGCCAACGUGACUACCAUCACCUUGGACAGCCUUAAUGCCAGCAUGCUUUACAAGUUUUACUUGAACGCCGAAACAAGAAAAGGCCCUGGUCCCAAUAUCACAAAAGAGGCAUACACAGCAAUAGAUACAGCUCUUAUUCAGCCUCCUGUACAACCAGGGAAAGGCCCCACAGAGUCCCCUCACCUAUCCUCCCCUGUCACUCAGUCUCUGCAUCCCCCGCUUCCCAAGGUGCCUUCUGUUGGGCCUGUGUUUGGAACAGUUAACACAUCUGUAUCAGAGGAAGGCCCAGUGAUCAGUUGGGAAUACUUUGGACAUCAAAAGAGAUUAUUUGUGGAAUAUGUUGUAGAAAACAGUGAGGAUGAAUGGAAAAGGGAGUCAGUAAAUGGUACACAUUCACAUACUAUAAAAGGUCUGAAGCCGGGGACUUCCUAUUGGGUGCGUGUGGUAGCUAGAGAUGGAGCUGACCUGGCGGUCCACGAAACCACCAAUGUGUUGGUUACAGUUCCAGCUGUGCCAAACCGGCAGGUGGACAUUGCUACGCAGGGCUGGUUUAUCGGACUGAUGUGUGCAAUUGCUCUCCUGAUCUUGGUGCUUCUCAUCGUGUGCUUCAUCAAAAGAAAUAAAGGUGGCAAAUAUCCAGUGAAAGAGAAAGAAGAUGCUCACCAAGACCCAGAGAUCCAGCCAAUGAAGGAGGAUGAUGGAACAUUUGGAGAGUACAGGUCAAUGGAGAGUGACACUGAAGAUCACAAACCACUGAAGGGCAGCCGGACGCCGUCCAACGGGACGGUGCGGCGCGACGAGAGCGACGACAGUUUAGUGGACUACGGGGAGGGCGGGGAUGGACAGUUCAAUGAGGAUGGCUCCUUUAUUGGCCAGUACAGUGGCAAGAAGGAGAAGGACACACACGAGGGCAAUGAGAGUUCGGAGGCACCGUCGCCUGUUAACGCCAUGAACUCGUUCGUCUAACAGGGUCAGCCAACUGGCCGCAGUGGUUGCUACGGCCAUCCCUCGUCAACCUGGCAAAUGUGACCAUCCCCUUGGUGACAGUUGCUAAGUCGACAGCUUUUGUGGACACCUACUUUUACCCUGUGGUUGCCAUCACUCACGUGAUCAAGGCUACCUUAAACCUAAACUGCUGACACGUCCUCAUCCCUGCGCCCGUCAGCCCCAGUCACACUGUGACCUCCCACCGACCACACUCUUAAGAUUCCCCUACAACCAUUACAAGAAGAAAAGAAAGACGUUUGGUAUAAAAGAGACAGCGAGAAAUACAGAAAAGCAGAUGAAAUGAACCAGAGGGGGUUCUACCACUCAGACUGAACACGAGUGUGGCAAGUGUAUGUGUGUUUUAGUGACCUCUUUACAAUUAUAAUUAUAAAAAAUAUAUAUAUUUGAUGGAAGUAUGGCAUAUGACCCGCAGGCAGGCUAAUAUAAGUAAAUCACAUUCAUAGGUAUCUGCAUGGAGCAAACUGUGUGUCCGUUAAACAUGUUACUUUCCUCUUAUCAUUUUCUUUGCAGAAUGCUGCAACUUACACUGUAUUCGGUGCACGCCUAUGAGUCAGGGUGUUUUUCUUAUUUGGACAAGUGUUACAUGGUGUUUGACAUAUAGAAGAAAAAAUGGCAGCAGUGGUAUUGUGAACCCAGCUGUGAAAGUGUGAACUAGAAGCUAGAUGUUCUUAUUUCACUAACUUAUUAUUUUUUUUUUUCCCGGUGCUGUCUGGCAGUGUACUAUAUUUUUUUAAUGCAGAGGGAGUUUUUGUACAUGUGUAAUAGAAAGAGAAGGAAAGCUGUAUAUCCAGGUCAGGUGUGUCCAUUCUUAGUGCCUGGAAAACUGGUAAGGAAGAAGCAGAGAGCCAGCAUGGUGUUCCCCUGUAGUAGCGCCUUGCUAAAGUACGCGCAUGCAUUUAACAUUUUAAAAUGAUCUCACGUCACAAACCUUAGAAUUGAAUAUGUUUUCUUUGGAUAUUUAGGACACCUACACAAAUAAAUUGAUCCCUAUCUUGGGAACGACAGCAAAAACAACUAUUUCUCAUUAUGAUGAUGUUAUGUUAGCUUCUCGCCACACAUAGUGUAGUGUUCAUGAAGACAAAGAUGUGCAAUAAGAGUUGGCCUUGCUUGCUUGGAAAAAAAUAAGUUCCUCCCUCAAUUCCAAAACAUCAUGUCAAGUAUCUGACCUUUAAUGGGGUAUACUCUAGGGCUGCAACUAACGAUUAUUUUGCAAAUUGGCUCCUUUUAAAGAAGAUUCUUUUUUACAAAAAUAAACCAGGUGAAACUAAAAUGUUUCCACUUGAGUUCUGGAUUG